Molecule: messenger RNA, 1095 nt
Organism: Passer domesticus (house sparrow)
Lineage: Eukaryota; Metazoa; Chordata; Aves; Passeriformes; Passeridae
Gene: LSM2
Product: LSM2 homolog, U6 small nuclear RNA and mRNA degradation associated
Exons: 5
Coding region: 80-367 (95 amino acids)
Biological process (GO): mRNA splicing, via spliceosome
Cellular component (GO): precatalytic spliceosome; U6 snRNP; P-body
Molecular function (GO): RNA binding
Source: RefSeq, a predicted model, not a curated record
GGGGCGGGGCUCGGCCCGGCCCGGGGGGCGUGGCCUGCGGCGGAAGGGGGCGGGGCCAGCGCGGCGCGCGGCGGCGGCGAUGCUGUUCUACUCCUUCUUCAAGUCCCUGGUGGGCAAGGACGUGGUGGUGGAGCUGAAGAACGACCUCAGCAUCUGCGGCACGCUGCACUCGGUGGAUCAGUACCUGAACAUCAAACUGACCGACAUCAGCGUGACGGACCCCGAGAAGUACCCGCACAUGCUGUCGGUGAAGAACUGCUUCAUCCGGGGCUCCGUGGUGCGCUACGUGCAGCUGCCUGCCGACGAGGUGGACACGCAGCUGCUGCAGGACGCGGCGCGCAAGGAGGCGCUGCAGCAGAAGCAGUGACCCCAAAACCGGGGGGAACCGCCCCAAAAUCGGGGGGGACCCGCCCUGAAGACCCCCGGGGAUCGUCGACGACAUCUGCAGAGACCCCUCCUCAAAAUUUGGGGGGAUCCCACCCGAAAUUCCGGGGGAAUCACCCCAAAAAUCUGGGGGGGUCUUCCUGAAAAUCUGCGGAGGACCCCACCCAAAACCCGGGGAAAUCACCCCAAAAUUUGGGGGAAUCACCCCAAAAAUCUGGCGUGAUCACCCCAAAAACCCCGGGGACCCCUCCCCAAAAUCUUGGGGGGAUCCCUCCUCGAAUUUUGGGGGGAUCCCACCCAAACUUCCAGGGGGAUCACCCCAAAAAUCUGGGGGAGUCCUCCUGAAAACCUGCUGAGAACCCCACCCAAAACCCGGGGAAAUCGCCCCAAAAUGUGAGAGGAAUCACCCCAAAAACCCCGAGGGGAUCCUCCUGAGAAUCCCAGGGACCCCUCCCCAAAAAUUUGGGGGGAUUCCACCCGAAAUUCGGGGAGAAUCACCCCAGAAUCUGCAGGGACCCCCUCCCCAAAAUCGGGGGGAAAUCACCCCAAAAACGGGGGGGAAUCGCCCCAAAAAUCGGGGGGAAUCGCCCCAAAAUGUGAGAGGGAUCACCCCAAAAGCCCCGGGGACCCCUCCCCAAAUUCUCGGGGACCCCUCCCCAGCCCGGGGGUCCCCGGCCUCUUUUGGGUCCCCAAUAAACGCCCGGCCCCGCC